UGGCCGAGUGUCAGUUACGCAGUCACCCGAUUCGGACGGUUUCGUAGUGGAGUUGGUUCGUGGAAUUCGGCAAGCAAAGGCAGGAAAACGCGAUUUCCGGGGGAUCCUGUUGCUCUGACGACUUCCCGCAUUAGCGUCUGUUGACCCGCGAGCCUCGGAUGUUGUUUACAUUCCCGGUUUCAGGCAAAUUUCCCGUUUUAGUGGCGGUUUAACCGCGAGUCGUUUCGUGGGAGUGUUUAUGGUGGGUGCGCGAUGGAUUCGAUAAAAUUCUGGAUUCAGCAAAUACAGACGAACGCCCAGCGAGUGCCCGAGGCCAUUCGAAAUGCUGAAGUUCAGAAAGUGAAGAAUUUGGUCCGCAGCCUUGGCCUAGUCACGGCGUGUGGUCUUCUGAUGUACGAAAAAUAUAAAAUUAAUCAGUUUCUUGGAAGCGUGAUUGACACUCGGGUUUUGGAAGUGGAUAAAAAACGACCCGACUAUAUUUACAUUAAGUACCACAUUUAUCGUGAAUCGAUUAAAAGGCAGCGGGAAAAGGAGCAAGGCACGUAUUGGAUUAACAUCAUCAUCCACCCCAUUGGAAAGUGGUGGAAGACCUUCAAACAUUCAGUAGCCUGGCGUCUUCUCAACAUCGCCCAAACAGGCGAUAAACACGAUCGUUUGAAAGCUGUUCGACAAUUGGCACAGAUUCGUCAUUUGAAAGACUGGGACUUCCAACAUUUGGCACAGAUUUGUGACGCCAGGACAGCCGUAUCAUUGGCCCGGUCAAAAUGUGAUCGACGAUGGUUUUUGCCACAAUAUAUGCAUGGAGUUAUUCGGGAUUCGAAAUUACUUUUGAAUGACUUACAAAAGUUACUGGAAAAACUAAAACCGAAUAGCUGUGUGGAAGCGUUUUUGAAAAAGUAUUUUAACGCUAAAGUUGGGACCUUGGACGUCUCAAAUAUUAAGGAACACUAUCACAAGGGCCAUCAAUUUGCGAAACAAGACUUGGAUUUAUUGAAGGAAUGUGUUUUGAUUUUGAAUCAUAUCACAACCAACCUGCAAGUUUGUGAAAAGAUCCUUCAAGAUGGUGAUUUACUGGUAAUAAAAGAAUUAGCAAAACAUUUCGAGAGAGACAAUGAAACUUUAGCAGCUUUGUGUAAAGUAAUUGCAAACAUAUCACUUGUGGAAAAAUCUGCAGAACAUUUCUAUGCUACUGGAUGGCUGGGGAUUCUCUCGAAUUGGACGCAUCAUCCAGACUUGCGGCUCCAAGUGAUAGCAGCUAAAGCUCUUGAGAAUAUGGAUGAGGAUGACCCGUACGCCUUCAAGUAUCCGCCCAACGUAUACGCGCUUUAUCCACGUUGUAGGCAACAACGUAAACCUAAGUUAGAUGUAGUAUUCAUACAUGGAUUGUUAGGUGGUGUUUUUAUCACUUGGCGCCAGAAAGACAGGAAACCAAGCGAAUUGGGAUUAUAUGGUAAGAAUGCAUUUUAUACGAGCGAAACAGACGAUGUGUUUUUGGUUGGUGAGGCGAAACGUAUGAGCAACGGUAAUAAUAACACAAAUGGCAAAGUACAAAAAGAAAGUCUCAUCGUACCUGAAGUUCCUAUUAUAAAGAAACGACGGAAAAAUCAGAGUAAAUCAAGCGGCAUUAGUGAUAUUGCAACAAAGGAACUUGUUGAAACCUUGGAAACUGCCGGCGAAUUGAGCGAUGAUUGGGAAGUGGUUUUCCCGGACUGUCCUUUGAAGUCAAACGUGGAAUGGCGCGGAGAGUUCAGUGUGACUGGCUCCAAUUGGAUAAAUGAUGACGGCUCAGAGGAAUACACAAAUUGCUGGCCAAUGGAAUGGCUCCCAGAGGACUUUUCCAAUAUAAGAAUCCUUGGUAUCGACUAUAUGUCUGCUGUGUCCGAAUGGUCUUCGAAUUACGCAAAAUAUUGUCCAUGUGAGAAAGGUCAUGGGUAUUUAGAUCUUCGAGCAGGUGUAUUACUUGAUCGUGUGGUAGCCUCAAGGGUUGGAGAAAACCGUCCAGUUGUAUGGAUUGGUCAUUCAAUGGGCGGAAUAUUGUGUAAACAUAUGCUGCUUAAGGCUCUGGAUAACCCAAAUUCGAUUGUUCGACGAUUAGCGAAAAACACAAAAGGCAUCAUAUUUUUAGGGACUCCACAUCGAGGCAGUUCGAUAGCUAGAUGGAAGCAGCAUAUGCAGGUCAUACUGUCGCCAUCGAUAGAGGUGAAAGAACUCGAAGAGAAUUCACCCAAACUCCUCGACUUACACUCCCGCUUCAUGACCGCAAUCAGAACUUUCUUCAGUGACCUGAAAGUUGUCAGUAUUGCCGAGGGUGUGCCAACGAUGUUAACAACAUUUAAAUUUCCUUUGCGCAUAGUCACAGAGGAAUCGGCACAUAUCGACUACGGAGAUUUCUAUGUAUUAAAAGACGAUCACUUAAGCUUAAGCAAACCAAUAUUUCGGCAAUCGUUCCUUUACCAGCGAAUCCUGAAAGUGAUCGAGGAUUCCAUCAACGCCCAUAUUGAACCGGACGACGCAAAUAUAGAGGAGUUGAGACUAAAACAAACGAAACGAGUGAAUUUCUUCGAAUCGAUUCUCACAAGAUUAUCGAGAUUUUUAAUGCCAGUAGAGACGUGAUUUAUGUUUAUAGAUGUUUACAGAAGUUUGCUAUGUUUACAGUAUUUGAGAUUGAUUUCUGGUACUGAGUUAAGAUAGGAUUGUAACCUGAAGACUUUUAGUUUUGUGAUGCUGUUAAUAUUAUUAUUAUUAUCGCGGAGGUGAAGGUGUUAGAUGUUCCGAUACCCAUCCGUUAUUUUUAUUACAAAAUGUAAUAUUGACAAGAUUUAUCAAAAUGUGUUCACACAAACUUGUACAGACAUAAAAUGCGAAUCCAUAGGACAAGAUAUGCACAAAUCAUCAGUUACCGAAAGUCAUCUAAAGACACCAACAUCUCAUUCCUUGAUUUCAUGACAAAGAUGCUUUGUUAAUUUUGGAACAAUAAGAAUUUAUUUAUUAAAAUGUUGACUCGAAAAUAAAUAUUCUAAUAUUUUCUUUAUUUA
Molecule: messenger RNA, 3035 nt
Organism: Hermetia illucens (black soldier fly)
Lineage: Eukaryota; Metazoa; Arthropoda; Insecta; Diptera; Stratiomyidae
Product: protein SERAC1
Exons: 12
Coding region: 253-2613 (786 amino acids)
Source: RefSeq, a predicted model, not a curated record